AUGUCAAACAAUACCCCUCAACCACCAAGCAUAAGCACAAGCACAAGCACCCAUCAAUCAACCAUUCGAUCAUUUUUCAAGCCAAAACAACCUAUAUAUACUCCACCCCCAGGAACCUCGUCAAUCACAACUACCAAUGAGUAUGAAAAUGGAAAUGGAAAUGCAAGACAAAAAGUACUUCCACCUCAAUCUGCAUCAGGUCCACAAACACCAUUGUCUACCAAUACCCCUCCAUCAAAAUCGGCAACUACCGCAACCCCAGAUUCUAUAGAAUCAUCACAAAAGCUUCCCCAAGGUUAUAAAAUCGAAAUCCCCCAAGACCAUCAUAUACAACCUCUCCGUCGCAUCAAUGCUCUUCUCCUUCCCAUCCCUUACCCCGACUCUUUCUACCACGCUAUCACUUCUCCCCCAUCCUCUUCCACCCCAAUAUCUAUCUCUUUCUCCCGAGUAGUUACACACACAUCCUUCGAUACCACCUCGGAAUCAAAAGUAAUCGGAUCCCUCAUCUGCCGCAUCGACCCAUCUCCCCCAUCUUCUGCAAACGCUUCACCCCCCGCAAAUACAUACAGCAUCUACCUACAAUCCCUCACACUACUCUCACCCUACCGCACCUUGGGUCUCGCAACCGCUCUUCUAAAUUCCGUUAUCGAAACCGCUACAUCCACUCGCAUACCGGUUGGUAUUAAAAUCGAAGGACUAUAUGCACAUGUAUGGGUCGACAAUCACGAAGCGGUAGAAUGGUACACCAAACGGGGAUUUGAAAAGGGGGAAUUAGUCGAGGGAUAUUAUAGGAGAUUGCGACCACAAGGAGCCUGGGUUUUUCGACGGAGAUUUUCGGUACAGGAUCAUAUUUUUAAACAACCACACACAAAUCUUAGUCCAAUCACAAACGCAAUCUCAAAUGCGAAAUCAACACUCCCUCCUCCUACUUCAGCAGGAACAGUAAGACCACUCCACCCCAAACACACAGCUUCAUUUCAAGAUCGUCGUCCAAACAGCGAAUGGAAUGAUUUACCCGAAGAAGUUUUAAAACGACCCCGAGCAUCCGCAUCAGCAUCAGAAGAACAGAGUAAAGAAAGUUCGAGGAGUAGUAGUCGCAGUGGAGUUUCAGUUUCUGUUUCUGGUGGUGAGGGAAAGAGUGGUGGGAAGAAAAAGAGAAGUUAUCCUGCUGCUGCUUUUGGGGGGGUUUGA
Messenger RNA from Sclerotinia borealis F-4128, 1191 nucleotides. The record is from the annotation of a GenBank genome assembly. NCBI's taxonomy places the organism in Eukaryota, Fungi, Ascomycota, Leotiomycetes, Helotiales, Sclerotiniaceae.